AUGGAGCCACAAAUGCAGCAGCAGCAGCAGCAGCAGCAGCAGCAGCAGCAGCAGCCGCAACAGCAGCUGCAGGAGCAGCCACAGCAGCAGCCGCAGCAGCAGCCGCAGCAGCAGCCGCAGCAGCGCAGCAAUACCGUGUGUGGUGCAGGAAAGCAGCAGCAGCAGCAGCAGCGCGAGCAGCAGCAGCAGCAGCAGCAGCAGCAGCAACAGCAAAAUAUGGCUGCCCUCCAUGGGGCUUCGCCGCCCUCCAUGUGUUACCCGGAACCCUUGCAGCAGCAGCAGCAGCAGCAGCAGCAGCAACGCGAACAGCAGCAGCAGCAACGCGAGCAGCAGCAGCAAGAGCCACAGCAGCAGCAGCAGCACGAGAAGCAGCAAAUGCCCGCGGCGAAUGAUAAGUGUGCAGUGUUCCCGGCUGCAUCGAGCAACGGCCGCAGCAGCAGCAGCAGCAGCGGCAGCAGCAGCAACAGCAGCAGAGUCGCUGCAGCAGCAGCAGCAGCAAAACUACCUGCUGCUGCAGGAGGAGCAGCAGCACAGCAGCACCUGCAGCGGGAGCACCACCAUGGCUAUGUGGCUUCUGCUGCUCCUCUCCUUGGCGCGGCUCACGCAGCAGCAGCAGCAGCAGCAGUUGCUGCAGCAGCAGCAGCUGCUGCUGCUGCUGGGAAGGGCCCCCCUGCCCCCUCCUUGAGGGGCCCCAUCGGCCGAUCUGCUGCUGCCUUCAGCAGCAGGAGCAGCAGCGGCAGCAGCACAAACAAGCAGCAGCAGCACCACCCGCGCCAGCGGCAGCAGCAGCAGCAGCAGCAGGAGCCGCAGCAGGAGCAGGAAGACCUCCAGCCGCAGCAGCAGCAUCUGCAGCAGCAGCAUCUGCAGCAGCAGCAUCCGCAGCAGCAGCAGCACGGCCGCAACAGCUGGUCUUCAGGGGGCCCCUCCCGCUUCCACACUGGGGGCCCCCCCUCCAGCAGCUACUCGCGCCGCAGCAUCAGCAGCAGCAGCAGCAGCAGCAGCAGCAGCAGCAGCAGCAGCAGCAGCAGCGCAGCUUCCUUAGUAGGCGCCGUGGGCGGUCCAUCUCUCCGUCCGCCGGGGGCCCCGCUGGGCGCCCCCUCGGGGGCCCCCCCGGGGGGCCCCCUGGGGGGGCCCCCCAGUUAG
Messenger RNA from Eimeria necatrix, 1143 nucleotides. RefSeq lists its product as hypothetical. Lineage: Eukaryota; Apicomplexa; Conoidasida; Eucoccidiorida; Eimeriidae. The transcript has a single exon. Bases 1 to 1143 code for a protein of 380 amino acids. The record is from RefSeq and is a predicted model, not a curated record.